Closterium sp. NIES-67 is the source of this 7700-nucleotide messenger RNA. NCBI's taxonomy places the organism in Eukaryota, Viridiplantae, Streptophyta, Zygnematophyceae, Desmidiales, Closteriaceae. The record is from the annotation of a GenBank genome assembly.
AUCAGAAUUCCCCCGAGAAUGUCGACAUGGGUGUCUGUCGGUUGGUGGCGUGGCGGUGGCUCACCAGGUUUGCAUGCAGCAAGCAUGCUUUCCAGAAUCUUGCAUUUUCUCAAACAACACGAUUCGCGACACGUUAUUUAUCAUGGUGUCUAUACCAGUUAUGUUUUCAACCUUGCUAGUUAGAACCCCCACAACCCGAUUCUGUGUCUCUAAUCCGUCAUUAGUCAGAUGGCGCCACGCUGGCCAAUCCUAGCAGCGCUGUUUUUCCUCUUCCUCGGCCAAGUCGCAGGCGGUCUCUUACCAUUCCCCUUACCGAUUCCUGUUCCUGGCGUCGGCUCUGGUGGUACCGUGUGCACGUGGAAGCAAUUCGUCGGGGAGAUGAAGCAGCUGCGGAAAGCCUUAGCAAAACGGCCGAGGAAAUACCGGGUCAUGGCUCUCGUGCUGAAACGAGCGAUCAAGGAGCUCGAGGGCGACACGUCCGUUCCUGGAGUCCCAACAACCACACUUCUUAUCCCCACCAAUCGUGCCAUUGUAUUGGCGGGUUUGGACCCCCGUAACUUAUGGGGUCUAAUCACAGGCUCUAAGAAGGUCGGGGAUAUAGUAAAGGUGAAUACAAUUCCUGGUUCCUAUAGCUACAGUACCUUCAAGUCAACUCCUAAAGGUACAGGAAUCCAAACAAUGCAUUCUAAAAAGAAGAUCGCGAGAUAUGAAGGGUCUGAUGGACUUGCAGGUUGGAAGGGGACAGGGAUGAGCUUGGGUGUAGUUGGUUUGGGCAGACGAGCUGAGAUAAUAAGCAAAGAUGUGUACAAAGGCCAGUGCCUUGUUGCACAAGGCGUCAGUAGAGUUCUUCAGCCAGAGAAGUGAUGCUGGUGCAGCUGUCCCACAUGCCAUAGUUUUGCGUGCUCCUAGCGUGCUACAUUUACGGAUGACCUUUCAGCAUGCUAUGCUCUAUCCAUUAGCUAGCAAUAUAUUAUUCUAGUGCAAUGAUUGAGGUUGGUUAAUGUGGUGUGAGGAUUUUCUUUGAGGCUCUAUCACGUGAUAUCCUUCAAAUACUACACGAUGUAACACAGGACAGCUCAGGUAUGCUAAAAGCCAGUCGACCAUUCAUUUCCAGAGUUCGCCACAGCCGAUUUCCUUCGCGACAUUGCGGGUUUGAGCUACACCACGAGCCGCCAGAUUGCUUCCCUUCCCUCCCUUUUCCCUCUCCCUCGAUUUCUCCGCUCACUCUCCCUCCCACCAGCAAUUCCCAAGGCUUGACCUUUCUUCCUUGCUCAGUUUCUGGCUUUUCUCUCAAUGGCUCGCUUUUGAGGGUCUCUGAUUCUAUACACAAUGUUAGUCUAAGCUACUGCGAUGUUGCUUCUAGUAACCUUGGCAUUGGCGCUUCCGUCAACGGUUAACCUUUAUCCAGGGUUGUCCUGAAAUGGUCGUGCCUGGUGCUGGCGACUUGCUGCUGUUUUUUAGGGCUCGAACACUCGCGUAUACUUCUUACGGACCCGCAUCGCCCGCUAAGUUUAUUUAUGAACUGACUGUGAGUCUCGUUCGAUCAUAUCAAUGUCCGGUCCUGCUUCAGAAUUUAGUCUUGCUUCAUUGGCUCCGAGCCGCGACGGGAUCCAUGGACCAGCACAACCAUCAACAUUCCGGCCAACUCAACCACCAACUCAACCACCAACUCAGUCAUCAGCACCUGAAGCUACGGAUGCAGCCGCAUCCGCAGCGGCUGAAGCUCCCGCGUCAACCCCAAGUCACCAGUUCGCGUCCUCGUUAGUAGCAGACCCGGAACUCGCGGGAAGAGUCCAGCAGAUGACUGCCAGCGUGGCGGAGCAGAUUGUGAAGGACUCCGCGAUCCGCGCGAGCUAUGCGGAGAUGCGAUUGGCUGUUCUGGAGCAAACGCUGGGAGAUGUGAAGGAGAAAGCAGCCACUAUGCUGGAGAGAAUGCAGCUAAAUGUCGAUGCUAAGACCAAGCAGCUGGAGCAGCGGCUGCUGGAGAACAAGAAGCAGGCAGAAAAGCUAGAGGCCAAGCUGAAAGCCCUUGAAGCACAGAACGCAGGAGGCACUAACCCCCUACCUGCCGCUGCUGCUGCUGCUGCUGCUGCUGCCUCUGGCGCUGGUGCCGGCACUGCCACUGGUGCUGGCGCUGGCACUGCUGCUGCUAUCCCUUUUGCCUCGCUUUCCUCUCGGCCUGCACCAUCCCCAAUCAAGCUGCUUCACUCCACAAGCUUCGGAGCCACAGGGACCUCAGGCUUAGCCCUGCGCCUCCCUUCCUUCUACACCCUCGGAGUCCCUCUCUCCCCAACCGGACGUGGAGGCUCGGCGCUUGGUUCGGGGGUUUCCAGGCCUGGGCCGGGGGUGCCUGCAGGUGGACCUGGCCUUGGACCUAACCUGGGACCUGGGGGUAGAGGAGGAGGAGGCGGCGGGGGGUCAUUAUCGUUAGGGUUUGGUCAGGGGGGGAUCACUCCUGCUGUGGCUGCUCUCACAGGAAUGGCUCCCAGCCGAGCGUCGGGUGGAGUUUCCAGGGUAAAUUCCCCUGAGGUUUUUCCCAAUAGCCGCAGCGAUGGCAGCACGGGUGGUGGUGGCGGGUUUGGUGGGGAUGCUUCGAUGCGCGUUGCGCUGUUCACCUUGCAUGAUGACGGGUGGGGGGGCAGGGAGGGGUUGGCGGAUGGAGCCGUGAGUGUGCCUGUGGAUGCUAUAGAUGAUACCACGUACCUGACCUGGGCUGCCCAGCGCCAGCACCAUGGCAGCUACAGCCUACAACUCGUGGGCAACGGCGUCCCUCCUCCUCCUCCUCCUCCAUCUCCUCUUCUUCCCCCGUUUCAAACUCUCCUUGCUCCUCCGAACACUCUCCAGUGGCCCUCUGACACCUCACUAAGUGCUGCUGGUGCCUCUGCUGCUGGUUCUGGCGUUCGGGCUGCUGCUGUGGCUGCAGGGGCGAGGGUUUUGGCCUCGGGGGCAGCGCAUGUUCCAGGGGGGAAAUCUGCCCCUCCUUCCCCAGCUGUGGUUCCUCACCCGCGCGCUCUUGGCUUCGUGGCUGUUGAUGACGUCGCCCUGAUGGCACUUGAGCCGACUCAAAGCGAGGCGACUCACAGGGAGACGCCCCAAAGGGAGACGCCUCAAAGGGAGGCUCCUCAAAGGGAGGCUCCUCAGCACGAGACUAGUCAGACGGCAGCUGUUCAGCCAAGGGCUCUUGGCUUCGUGGCUGUUGAUGAUGUCGCCCUGAUGGCACUUGAGGCGACUCAAAGCGAGGCACCUCAAAGGGAGGUGACUCAGAAGGAAACAUCGCGGAAGGCAUCUGCUCAACCAAGGGCUCUUGGAUUCUUGGCUGCUGGAGGCGCUGCACUGACCCUAAACCCUCAGGCAGGAAACGGGGAAGCUGUGUGGAAAGGGGCAGCAUCAGAUCGUUCAGCUCCUACCAUGGCUGAUGCAGCAGCACCUGCAACAACCGCCGCCACAGCAGCAGCAGGAGCAGCAGCAGCAGCAGGCCGUUCAAUGGGCGCCACAGGUGGAUUCUUUAGGCACUCAGACGGUAGCACAGGAGUAGAGGCAGCAGCAGCAGAUAGUGCAGUACUCACUACAGCAGAAGUAGUGACUGGUUCAGUCGGUGCUAGAGCAGCAGCAGCAGCGGCGGCGGCGGCGGCGGCUGGGGGAGGAGGAGGUGACUCCACACCUGUAGCGGGAGUGGUGCCAGCCGCAGGAGUGGUAGGAGUAGCAACAGGAGCAGCGACUGCAGUAGCAGGAGAAAACGGAUUCGUUGAGCAAAUGGCAAGAGCAGCAGCAGGAGGAAGAGGAGAAGCAGCAGCAGCAGGGGGAGGAGGAGGAACAGGAGGAGCAGGAGGAGCAGGAGCGUCACUGACAGGAGUAGCAGGAGCUGGAAGGGACGCAGGAUUGGACAAGUCACUAGUUGUUCCUGGUACUGUGGCUGUUACUGGUCCUACUGUGGCUGCUGCUGCCGUUCCUGCUGCUGCUGCCGCCGCCGCGGGUACGUCUAAAGGCAAGGGUAUGAAAGAGGCAAAGAAGCCGGGUCAGGGGGAAGCAGGGCAGGUCAAGGCAAAGGGAGACGGGAAGCAAAAGGCGAAGGAUGUGACUCAAUGGGGGGUGAAUGCAACGAAAGGGGCUGGAAGGAAGAUUCAAGGAAAGGAGGCAAUGGGAAUGGAGAUAGCGGCCAGAAAGGACACAGGGGCUGGAGCACAGGGCCUGGCGACUGUAAGGGAGCUCCUGGCGCCUGAAGCAAAGCGCCUAAAAUCACCACCGAAAACGGGUGCAUUAGCUGCUGCUGCUGCUGCUGCUCCGGCUGCUCUUGCUUAUCGCACUUAUCCUGAAGGUGGUGUACCGGAAAAUAUGGAUAUCGAAGGACAAGGUGGGGAGGAGGAGAAUUGGGAGGAGCAUGGGGGGGAAAACGGGGGGGAGCAUGGGGAGGAGAAUGAGAUUGAUCCUACAGAGUUGUUGCUUGUAGCUGCAGCCGUGCAGGGGCUGACUUGUGGGGCGGAGAGGAGAGGAGGAGGGGAGGAGGAGGGAGAGGAGGGGCUGGAUGGUGGGAUGGAGAGGGGGGGAUGGGAAGGGGUAGAGGAGGAGGGAGAAAGGGUGGGAGAGGAGGAGGGAGGUGAGGAGGGAGCGGAAUGCGGAAUGGAGGAGAAAAAUGGUGGAUCUGGGCAGGUGAGUGAGGAGGAUGAGGAGGCGACAAAGGAGGAUGAAGUGGAGGGAGAGGUGGAGGAAGAGGAGGAGGAAGAAGAGGAGGAAGAGGAGGAGGAAGAAGAGGAGGAAGACGAGGAGAAAGAAGAGGAGGAAGACGAAAAUGCGGAAGAAGAGGAAGAAGAGGAGGAAGAUGUGAGAGAAGGAGGGAAAUCGGAAUCUGGGACGGAGGAGAGGGAACAAGGUGGCGAGCUAUUAGAGCUUCUGCUAAUGAGUGUGGAUGAGAUAAGCAAACAGGAGAAGGAGGAGAAGGAGGAGAAAGAGGAGGUGGUUGAGGUGCAGGAGCAGAAAGAGAAAGAGGAGAAAUGGGAGACGGAGGAGAAAGGGAAGAACGAAGGCAGGUGGCGGCACCAAAGACGGAAGAAGAAAACAACAGCAGGAACAAGACCCACAGCAGACACAAAAUCACCAGACGCGAAAUCAGCAGCACCAGCAGCAGCAGCAGCAGCAGCAGCAGCGGUGGCCCCGGCAGCAGCAGUUUCUGGAGAGGGGAGAGUUGUUGAGGAAGGGCGGGGGGCAGUCAGGAAGCAACCUGUGAAGCGGAAACGAAUGGAUGCCGUGGGAAAAAUCCUAGAGACUAGCCUUGGGGCACCUCAAAGCAAGGGGGGAACCGAGAUGGGAGCUGCUCUCAAGCCCACUAAGGUGGCGAAGGAACUAGAGUUACCAGGAACUAAGAUGGUGGUUGGGGUUGGUGGCAAAGUGACUGUCCCUGGGCAAAGUAGGUUGGUAAGGGAAGAGGAGGAGAACAAGGGGGGGAGGGUGGUUAGAGGGAGAGGGACGAAGGGUUCAACAGCAGCAGUCAGGGGAGGGGCUUUGGCUGUAGCAGUUGAAGCAGAAAGAGAAGCAGCUGCAGCAACAGCGCUGGCUGGGGGGAGCAGGGGAAUGAGAGGGGGAAGGACAGCGGCAGGAUUUGGACGGGGUAGAGGAGAGAGAGGGAGGGGAAGGGGCAAGGAGAGACAUGGUGGUGUGGGUGCUGCUGCUGCUGCUGGCCCUACUGCGGGUGGUGGUUCUGGUGCUAGUUUGGCUAUUCCAACAGGAAAGGGGACGGCUGCUGUGCAAGUUCUAAAAGGCAAGGAGGCAGCGACUGCAGCUAAGGGGGAAAGGGGAGAAGGGUUGGCUGCUGGUUCCAAGAAAGUUGGAAUAGGGAAGAAGGAAGGGGGAACGCAGGAGGAGGAGGAUAGGGAGGCAAUGGUGUUGAGGAUACUCCGUGGGCAGGGAAGCAUCAAGGGGGGAGGGAGUGCGGUUAAGAGGAAACGAGCAAGACGCCAUGAGGGGGAGGCAAAAAAGCGGAAAGGGGCAGGUGAAACUGGAGGGGGGGCAGCAGGCGAAGAAAUUUCUGGGGAAGAGGAAGGAGGCUCGGUGGUAGGGGAAAUGGUGGCUGAAAGUAGCAGAAAGGGCAAAGGGGAUGAGGAGAUAAAGCAAGGUCCUGACAGUUGCAGCAGCGGAAAGGGGAAAGUGGCUGAGGGUGGUGUGAGGGAGUGUAGAGAGGGUGAGGGCAUGGAAGGAAAUGGGGGGGUGAUGGAAGGAGAUGGGGAGGUGAUGGAAGGAGGUGGGGGGAUGAUGGAAGAGGGAUUGGGAGGAGGCGAGGAAGGGACAGGGCGAGUGGUGGAAGGAGAGGGGGCGAUACUAAGGGAGCAUUUUUGGGAGAGGGAUAAUAAGGGAUUUGGAGAGAGAAGGGAGGGCGAACGGGAGAGGAGGGGAGAGCGAGAGUUAGGGGGGGAGGCAGCGAUGGCUGGGCGGGAUGCAGGACAAGCAGCAGGAGGAGCAGCAGGUGGAGCAGCAGGAGAAGGAAAGUUGGAAGGAGGGAGGAAGGGAGAGAUGGAAGGGAAGAGAGAAGGAGCAGACCAGAGAGAGGGAAGGUGUGCAAAGGAGGGAAGGGGAGCAGAGGAGGGAGGGCGUGAUUGGACGAAUGAGGAGGAAGAAGUAGUAGAAGAAGUGGGGUGUGCUGAAGGGGAAGGGCGCGAUCAACGGAAGGAGAGGCAUGAUGAGGUGGUGGCAGUCGAGCGUGGAGAGAAAGUGGUGGUAGAGAAAGCAGCGAGGACCGCUGUGCACGAAGCAGGGGGAGUGGUCGCACAGGAAGCACGGCACGUGGCGGCUCAAAGUGAAGGGCACGUGGCGGCUCAAAACGAAGGGCACGUGGCGGCUCAAAACGAAGGGCACGUGGCAGCUCAAAACGAAGCAGGCAGAGAAGCAGAGACGGGGCUUAUGGCUCUAGGAGCCUAUAACAGUCAGCUCAGGGGAUUCUCUCCCCAUCUCACUGCAGGGGGAGCUAAGGGGGCAGGGACCAGUGCUGGAAAUGGCUCUAUCGCUGCUGCUGCUGCUGCUGCUGCUGCUGCAGGGAAUGGUGCUAUCCCUGCUUUUGCAGCCGCUGCUGCUGGCACUGGUUCUGGGGGGUCGAUCCAGGAGGGUAAAGGCGUUUCGGAGUGUUGAGAACAGAAAGCGGUGAAGGGGCAGGGGUGGGGGUCUUAGGAGGAAUCGGGGGAGCGGGUGGAGUAGGGAGCAAGGGAGGAAUUUUAGAAACGCCUGGGGUGACUGUUGGUGAGAAUGUUCGGGGAAAUGCUGGGGGAAAUGCUGGGGGGAAUGCUGGGGGCGAUGCUGGGGGGAAUCCUGGGGAAACCCAUGGGGAGUCUGCUGCUGCUGCAGGAGCUGGGCAGGAGGCAGGGGCAGGCACUCGGCACAGCCAACGGCUGGGAGGCAGACAGAUCUCAGGGAGGUGGAGCCGGAGGUACGACGGUUAACUUGCCGCCAAGGCCAUUGACUUCUGAUGAGCCCCGUCAGAAAUACCAUAGGUAGCUACUGGCUGAUCUUGACUUCUGAUGCGUGUCAAAGAAAUGGCAUCUGCUAGCGGCUUUUGCUGUAGUUUGAUGCAGUGAGAGAACAAAUCAAGUCCAUGCAGGAGACAGUGGGUGGUUGGCUUUGGUUGGCAUCUUGUGGACAAAGUCAGGCUUUUUACCGUAUGACUCGUUACGCUAACAAGGAACAAGCUUGCAAACUUCCACACCACUCUGACAAUGUUU